Messenger RNA from Frankliniella occidentalis (western flower thrips), 878 nucleotides. It is a transcript of the gene Arl6IP1, whose product is annotated as ADP-ribosylation factor-like protein 6-interacting protein 1. The coding region runs from base 137 to 742 and encodes 201 amino acids. NCBI's taxonomy places the organism in Eukaryota, Metazoa, Arthropoda, Insecta, Thysanoptera, Thripidae. The record is from RefSeq and is a predicted model, not a curated record. The transcript has 5 exons.
AGCGAAGCGAUUUAUUUUACUCGCGAAUGACGCUUAAGGGGCUGAGGGUCAAAAACAUAAACAAAGGCUUCGAAAUUUGAAGUGUCAUUAAUCCGAUUGCCUCUUUUCAGGGACCAUCACCAGUCAUUUUGGCAUCAUGUCAGCGAAUUCUACAGCAACCUCUGAUCAGGUGAAGCAGUUGAAACGUCGUCUGGAGUUGUGGCGAGAAGCUGUCUUGCCUGUGUACGCUGUCCUCACUUGGGAAAAGCCAUGGCAUCCAGGCCUUCUUGCUGGUAUUUCCACAAGUUUCUUCUUGCUGUUUUGGUACCUAGACCCAAGUGUUCUGACAACUUUGGCAUUCAUGGGAUUGGUGGUGAAUGUUUUUGACUAUGCCAUUCAUCUGUUUGGCUCAUAUGCAAGACACCCUGAUCAAGGUGACAAGUGGACUGGGAAGGAUGAAAAGAAAUUGGAGGAAGUCUGUCAAAGUGUUGUGUCCACUCAGGUUUUUGUUUUAUCAUCAGUAUCCAAAUUCUUUCAAAUGCGGAACACCAGAACGAAAACUUACUAUGCUGUGACCAUCUUAUCCUUGACUAUUUUGGCGUUCGUUGGAAACAUGAUUAACAACCUCUUCUUGACCUAUUUGGUUUUUACCUUUGCUCUACUCCUUCCUGGUAUGAAACAUCAAGGUCUCCUCCAGCAGUGGAAAUCAACAAUUAUGGGAGCCAUGGGGAACACAAAGGGUGUUGUGAAAAAGUCAGACUAAGACAUUUUUUAACAAAAGUUUUGAGUAAAUCUAUGACAGAUGUUGUUCAAGCUAAACAUUUCUCCAAGUAGUAUCAAUAACAAAAUGAAAAAAACAUUGCCCUUAUAUUUGAUUAAUGUGUGUUGUAUUCUUUUUG